Molecule: messenger RNA, 4776 nt
Organism: Numida meleagris (helmeted guineafowl)
Lineage: Eukaryota; Metazoa; Chordata; Aves; Galliformes; Numididae
Gene: DCAF5
Product: DDB1 and CUL4 associated factor 5
Exons: 9
Coding region: 1428-4310 (960 amino acids)
Biological process (GO): negative regulation of fatty acid biosynthetic process
Cellular component (GO): Cul4-RING E3 ubiquitin ligase complex; cytoplasm
Molecular function (GO): protein binding
Source: RefSeq, a predicted model, not a curated record
AGAAGACAAAAAUUUGUUACUUUGUUUUGCUAUAUGUUAAAAGUAAGGUGAUAGUGAUGCUAACUAAACAGCAUGGCUUACAGGUGUUUUUUUCUGUAGUCCUAACAAAGGAGAAUCCCAAGCACUCCACUUUCUCUAGUGAAAUCACUUAAGCCCCUGUUGAGAACCUGCCCCUGAACAUGGCAGCAGCCCAGCAGCACCAGGUGCUGCUGCCACACCACAGUUUGCGUCAGGAAGAGGUUUGGUUUGUUUGUUUUAAAGUUUGGGGACUCACAGUUCUCAGUCAGCACAGUACCGCACAGGGCAGGCCAGGACUGUCAGGCCUCACCUUCCCAAACCACAGCUUCCCUAGGUGCCAGUUCGCAGGCACCUGUGGGGAAAUCGAGACCUCAGAGUUUCGUGCUGUGUGACUAUGUACCUCGUGUGUAGGGGCCUGUGGGCCACACCUCACAGCAGCCACUUACUAGGUGAUGCUCCCGUUGCCCUCACUUAACAUCAGGGGUUAAACAUGGAGGGCACAGUCCUGUCUUCACAGGAGGAAGGACAGAGUUUUUCCUCACAAAAACACAGGUGAGGGUGUCAUGAACCAAUGAAGAACAACAUGGCUCAGUUCCACCUGUUUAACCAGCUGCCUUUUAGGGUUCUGCUGUUGCUGAAGAGAACGAGAUUCACCGGUGUUUCCUCUAGAGCAGAGUCCUGAGUGCAUGAACAAAGGGCAUCCUCCUCUCCUCAGCACCAUUUGAGCGAGGUGGGGGGGGGCAGAGAGGGCAAGCAGCCAGACCACGUAGAGCCCUACAAAAACUUAAAAUCAGUAAGUUCCUGCAGACACACUGCUGGAAAUCUCACAGAAGUUGCUCAAGGUUAGGGGAGGACGAAGCCUAGUGCCAGGAGCACACUUUCUCCUCACGCCCCUCCGGCUCCUGCUCGGCCAUGCCUCGGUUUCCCCCUCGAGCCGGCAGCUCGGAGCAGGCGGACGGGGCAGCUCCUCGCCUCCUCCGGCCGGGCCGGCUUCCAGAAGGGAUGCGGUGGGGAGUAGAACUUAAAACAAGGAGAGGGGAGCGCCACAAUGAGCGACCCGGGGCCGUGCCCGUCCGCGGCGGCACCUGCCCGUUGGCGGCGGGGAGUCCCGAGAGCUGCGAGUUUCUCGGCGCCCCCCCGCGCCGCUACGGAGUUAAAAACGGCGGCGCGACGUUAGAGCCGGGCCGGCGGCGGGGAGGCGCGGGCUGCAGCUGAGGAUCAGCUGCUGAGGGGAGCGGGGAGGAGCCAGCGGGAUCAGGAAGCGGCGGAGUGUCUAACACCUCUCUGCCAUGGCUGGCUAAAGAAAAAUCAUCAUAACCAUAACAAGGGGGGAAGCGGGGGAGGGGAGGCGGCGGCGGCGGGGGAAGGGGCGGCGGGGAAGGAGCGGCGGGGAGCGGCGCGGCGGCAGCAUGAAGAGGCGCGGCCGGGGGGGCAGCAUGCGCUCCGUGGUGGGGUUCCUGUCCCAGCGGGGCUUGGAGGGGGACCCCCUGCUCACCCACGACUUCCAGCGGCGACGCCUGCGGGGCUGCAGAAACCUCUACAAGAAGGACCUCCUGGGCCACUUCGGCUGUGUCAAUGCCAUUGAAUUCUCCAACAAUGGAGGCCAGUGGCUGGUCUCAGGAGGUGAUGACCGCCGGGUCUUACUUUGGCAUAUGGAAGAAGCCAUCCACUCAAGAGUCAAACCAGUUCAGCUGAAAGGGGAACAUCACUCUAAUAUCUUCUGCCUAGCUUUCAACAGUGGCAAUACAAAAGUGUUCUCUGGAGGCAAUGAUGAGCAAGUUAUACUCCAUGAUGUUGAAAGCACUGAGACCUUGGAUGUGUUUGCCCAUGAAGAUGCAGUGUACGGCCUUUCAGUGAGCCCAGUUAAUGAUAACAUCUUUGCCAGUUCGUCGGAUGAUGGCCGUGUUCUUAUCUGGGACAUCCGAGAGUCUUCCCAUGGAGAGCCCUUCUGCUUGGCACACUACCCAUCAGCCUUUCACAGUGUGAUGUUUAAUCCAGUAGAACCCAGAUUACUGGCUACUGCCAACUCUAAGGAGGGUGUGGGACUCUGGGAUAUUCGUAGACCUCAGAGUUCAUUACUGCGCUAUGGUGGAAACCUCUCUCUUCAGAGUGCCAUGAGUGUCCGGUUCAACAGCAAUGGAACACAGCUGCUGGCAUUGCGUCGGCGCCUGCCCCCUGUCCUCUAUGACAUCCAUUGCCGACUGCCUGUCUUCCAGUUUGACAACCAGGGGUACUUUAACUCAUGUACCAUGAAGAGUUGCUGUUUUGCCGGUGAUCGGGAUCAGUACAUUCUUUCGGGCUCUGAUGACUUCAAUUUGUAUAUGUGGAGGAUUCCUCCAGAUCCAGAAGCAGGUGGCAUUGGCAGGGUUGUCAAUGGUGCCUUUAUGGUAUUGAAAGGUCAUCGGUCAAUUGUAAACCAAGUCCGCUUUAAUCCUCACACUUACAUGAUCUGUUCUUCUGGCGUUGAAAAGAUUAUAAAGAUCUGGAGUCCGUACAAACAGCCUGACUGCACGGGGGAUCUAGAUGGUAGAAUUGAGGAUGAUUCGCGUUGCCUCUACACUCAUGAAGAGUACAUCAGUCUUGUGUUGAACAGUGGUAGUGGUUUGUCGCAUGAUUAUGCAAACCAGUCAGUCCAGGAAGACCCACGGAUGAUGGCCUUUUUUGACUCCUUGGUACGCCGAGAGAUUGAGGGCUGGAGUUCUGACUCGGACAGUGACCUCAGUGAGAGCACCAUCCUGCAGCUCCACGCGGGAGUAAGCGAACGCUCCGCUUACAGCGAGUCGGAGUCCUCCGCCUCUUUGCAUCACUCCCCACCACAUGUGGCUGAAGAGUCUGCUGAAACUGCCUAUAACUUAAGGGCCUUAAGGUCAGCUGAAUCCCCCUCAGCCAGAGAAGACGUGGCUUCCCGUCAGCAGAGGCUCUCUGCACUGAGAAAAUAUCAGGAUAAACGUCUGCUGGCCCUCUCCAAUGAGUCUGACUCUGAUGACAAUACCUGUGAGGCAGAACUGGACACGGACCUUUUCCCACGGCCGCGAUCCCCGAGUCCCGAGGAGAACGAAUCUAGCAGUUCCAGCAGCAGCAGCAGUACGGAAGAUGAAGAGGAACAACUGAAUGAACGACGUACAUCUAUGAGGCAACGCAAUGCGCUGAGGCACCGACAGAAGGUGCAAAAGGAGGAAAGGACUAGCACUAACACAGAGAAUGUCACCCCCUACAUAGGUGAGGAUAUCUAUGAUUACCCCCAGAUCAAAGUAGAUGAUCUUUCUUCUUCUCCAGCUUCUUCGCCGGAAAGGAGUUCAGCCAACAAGGAAGUUCUCAAAGAAAGGACCUCUCCUUGUUCAGACAAUGAAUCAGUGGAGAGAAAGAUUUAUAAAGCCUACAAAUGGCUUCAUUAUUCUUACAUAUCAUAUUCAGCUAAUAAAGAUGGUGAAUCCUCCAGAGGAGAUGGGGUGAAUGAUGAAGGGAAACCAGGAACUAGUGGAAGGCACAAUACAGCGCACUCUCUAAAUAAGGAAGAUGCUAGGAACUUGAGUUCAGCAGUUCCUCAAGGUUCCCCAGUUCUUUCUACUGAAAGCCACAACAAAGAAACUUUAAAAGAAUGCGGUUUGAUAGAAAAUUCUAGUAAUGGCCAGGCUCACGAAUGUGACAAUCAGCGGCGGAUGGAGGGUCAAGACAAUGCAUCUGAAGACACUACCAGCGGAGGUACAGAGCGUUCUUUCGAGACUAAAAAGCUCAAUGGAAAAGCUAACUGCAAAGGGCUAAAUAGUUGUACUGAAGAAGCUUGCAUUCAGACUGCAGGACUUGUGGAACAGAAAAAUAGUCAGAACUGUCAACCAGCAUCAAGCCAUCACUCACUGGUCCCUCCAUUCUCCGCUGUUGCCAUCUGCAGCAUGUCAAGUCACUGCUCCAGAAACCAGACUGAUGACAGUGAGGAGAGGAGCCUCGACGCUUCCUGCGUUAACCACAAUAAUGGCCACUUGCAUCUUCGCCCUUCAUGCUUCAGCAAUGGACAGAGUUGUGGAGAGCAGGAGGCUGUGAUUCAAGGACUACAGGUGCACUCAAAUGCUGAUAAUGGCAACCUUGAACAGAUGGGUGUGACCUUGCACAAAGACUGCUGCCUGUCUGAAAUGGACUCCAACAGCUACAACAUGAGCACAAGAGAGAAUAAUGCUGACUUGCAUCCUACAGGCAGUGAGAGCGCUCAAUCUCGCGGAGGACUGAAAAGACACAGAGCGGAGCUGGAAGAUGCAGAUUCAGAGAAAUCAUCCUUAGAAAAGAAGUUAAAAACAUGAUAAAUGCAGAUGUCUGUCGUAAUGUGCACUCAAAAAAAAAAAAAAGGAAAAAGGAAAGUAUUAAAGGCACAUAGAGCUUGGAUCUGAAACAUUGCGUUUGAUUCUCCAUUCCAUUCUUCAGUGGGUCUGUUUUAGAUUGCCAAUGGUUCAUGCUGUAUAAAAAUCCAACUUACUCCUUAAUGAGACUGAGUCUAGUGUACCCAUACAAGGUUCUGUUUAAAGUAAAUCCUUAUUAAGACGGUUGACUGAAUUAUUCUUGUGUGAACAUGUGUCUUUUAUUCAACCAGCCAACCAGGAUGACUGCUUUAAGUUUUAAUUGUUCUUCUUAGAAGGAAUUUUUCCAUUCUGACACUUAUUACACAUUGCAGACUGAAGAAUGACUGAAUUAGAUCACAUUGGUGGUAGCUCGGGGUGUGUUUCUUGUUGAGGAAAAUGAGGAAUAAAGCUUUCUGGUCAUUUUAUUCUA